AUGGAUGAAUUAUUAGGCGCUGUAAUGUAAAGAAAAUCAAAGAUAAAUGAAGUAAAUGAAACAAUUCUCAAAUUUAAAGUUAAAAAUGCUAUAAAUUAAUCUGAUAGAUCAACAAUAUAUGCCAUCAUUCGUAAACUUAAAGAGGAAGAAAAAAAUAGAACAGAAAAAGAAAAUUGGAUAGUCACUAUAAUGAGGAAUACGAAAUAAUACAAUGAAGAAUAGAUGAAUCAUAUAUUUGUUAAAACCAAUGAUAUCAUGAAAUUAAUUAGUGCAACUUUUAUUGAAUUUCCUUAUUCCCCUCCUAAUAGUCUCAAUCAAUUUUUAGAGUAAUACUACAAUUUACACCAAGGGUUCUUUCAACAAAUGAAUUAAGAAUACCAAUUAAAAAUAUAGCACAAACAGGCCAUCAAAUAAGGAAAUAUCAAUUUGAUAACUGAUUUAAUCAAAGCAUUGUUAACAUCUUCACGAAAAAUUCUGAAAGAUAAUAUUGAUGAUUUGGCUUAUUUAGUAAACAAAGAACUAUCACCUGAGAAGCAAAAGAUUGUUAAAAAAAUUGUACCAGACGCAUUGAUUGAGCACUUAAAAACGAGAUCAUCGACAUAAAAUGGAAAAAAAGAUGGAGCAGUUAUUAGUAUGACCAAUAGCUUAAUUCAAAAUGAAGAGCCUAUCAGGUAUAGCGAUAAGAAAGAUUAUCAAUUUAUCAAAGAGAAAUUGAAAUUACAAUAAAGAAGAUUUGUUUUAUAACCCAAAAUAGCUAAUCAAGAGAUAAUAUUGAUAGAAUCACCAGUCUAUUAAUUAAAGUUGAAAUACUAACAAUAUUAUAAUUGCACUAUUGAAAAAAAUUAAUUUGCUUCUUUAUUUAAUAAUGUGAAUCUUGAUGAUUUGGAUGAUCAAAACAUUUGUGUUUUGGAUUACCAGACUAUUAAACGACAAUAAUAAAAUUUUGAUGAAUUUAAACUUAAUUUCGAAAGUCUUUAUGAUAAGAUCAAGCUGAGAAAUUCAUAUAUACAAUAAUCAGUAAUUGAUUAUAACCAAUACAUAUCUAAAAAAUGCAUUAAUUCAACGUUGAUGGUAAGUAGUCAGUGCAAUACUAAUUUAGAAAAUGAGUUUUUUAACGUUAUCAAAGAUAAGUACGAAGAACUAACCAGCUUGAACCCAGAAUUCUAAUAAAAUAUGUGGCAUUAUCAUUUUUGCAGGAUCUAUCUCAAACCCCAUAUCAAUCAAAGUUGUGCUUGUUUCAACAGUACAAGUAAUAAAUAUGAAUUAAAUUCGAAUCCCAUUAAAAAUAAAAUAGUAAUCCGAAAAUCUGUGUAGAGUAUGAAAAAGUCAGCACCUAUUCAAUAAAAUUAAAAUUCAUUUACUUCAAAGAACCUUAUAGAUUAAUUAAAGAAGGAAAGGACUUUUCAUUAAUCUAUCAUGUUAGAAGAUACCAGUUAUCAAGACAAUAAGAAAUACAAUAAUAAUAGUAGCGGAAUUAGUCCUUUAAAUAAUUCGAUACUUUAGAUAAGGAAAUUUGAUUAAUCUCAAAAUGUAAAUGGAAGUGUUUAAUAUAACUUAUACACUCAUAAAUUCUCAAGCGAAUUUUAAACAUUUAAAUAAUCUUCAUUACACCAUAGAGCCUAAUCAGCUCAUGGAGAUUAAUUCAGUAUUCCUCCUCUCAACCUAAGGAAUUGUGCUGAGUGA
Messenger RNA from Paramecium tetraurelia, 1683 nucleotides. RefSeq lists its product as uncharacterized. The transcript has 5 exons. Lineage: Eukaryota; Ciliophora; Oligohymenophorea; Peniculida; Parameciidae. The record is from RefSeq and is a predicted model, not a curated record.